GAAGUUGACGUGUCGCCACGAAGGCCACAGCUUAGCCUCCUAACAACUCUUUCUCCAAUACUUAUAGAUGCGCAGAUAGACCUCCCUUAUCUUCCCGACCUAAUCGACCAUGCGUAUCCUACAUGCCUGGAAAUCCCUCUUUCUUCUCUUUCUUUCUGUUAUUCCUACAAAGGUUCUUGGUGCGGUCCUCGCCAUUGAUUAUGGAUCCGACUGGAUUAAAGCCUCUUUGAUGAAACCCGGCGUUCCCUUCGACGUCUUGCUGAACAAGGACUCAAAACGGAAGAUACAGUCCUCGGUAGCCUGGAAGAACUCAGAACGUUUGUUUGGAGGAGAUGCUUUUAACCUGGCUUCACGUUUCCCAUCCGACUCGUUUUCAUCCGUGAAACUGCUACAGGCAGCUCCCUUUGACUCUCCAGCCGUUUCCUAUUACACCACCAUUUCAGCUAGCAAAAUUGCAGAAACCUCUCGGAAGACUGUAGCAUUAGAACAGAGCGACGGAACGCAAUGGGCCGUAGAAGAACUUAUUGCUAUGCAAUUUGCUUACAUCAAGAAUCUCGCAGAAUCAGUCGCUGGCGAGAAAGUUUACGACGUGAUUGUCACCGUACCACCAUACUACUCCCAGUUCGAAAGAGAUGCCGUUGCGGACGCGAUUGAAAUAUCUGGUUUGCGCACAUUAGCUCUCAUCAACGACGGAACAGCCGUGGCGGUCAACUACGCUAUGACUCGAUCGUUCGCAAGCCCAGAACACCAUAUCAUUUACGAUGCUGGUGCCUCCUCAAUCCGUGCAACUGUCGUUCAAUUCAGCGCGGAUCAUAAGACUUCCCCUCCCGGGACACAAAUAUUCGUGAAAGGCGUCGCAUAUGAUAGGACAGUCGGAGGAACCGAGUUUGACCGUCGUUUACGCGAAAUACUGGUUCAAAGCUUCACCACGAAACACCAGAGGAACAUUCGUAAUGAAAAGAGGGCGAUGGCCAAGCUGUGGAGGGAAGCGGGUCGUGUAAAGGCUAUCCUGAGCGCGAACACGGAGGCUAUGUUAACGGUGGAAAGCCUUGCGUUCGACAUCGACUUCCGUACGAAGGUCACAAGAGCUCAGUUUGAGACAGCUUGUGAAGAUUUACAGGGUCGUUUUACGCAGCCUAUCGUCCAAGCUCUCGACAAUGCCGGGUUGACUUUGGACAAUAUUACCUCCGUGAUUUAUACUGGCGGCGCAACGAGAACACCCAUGAUUCAAGCAGCUGUCAAAGCCCUUGUUGGAGAAGACAAAAUAGCUAUGAACGUCAAUGCAGAUGAGGCCGCCGUUCUAGGUGCUGCCCUCCAUGGCGCCAGUCUCAGCAGGCAAUUCAAGACGAAGAAUAUACAAACAUUCGACAUCAGCGUACACGAAGUUCAAGCCUCUUAUCAAGCUCCUGCAGCCUCCGGCUCGUCCAAACCAAGGAUCAUUACCACAGGCAUCUUCCCUGCUGGUUCUAAAGCCGGCACGAAAAAGACGUUGACAUUCAAGCGGACCGAAGACUUCAUUAUCAACUUUAAUUACAAGAAUGAGCCAGCACCUGGCUUCCCAACCCAUCUACUCGAAACUGAAAUUACGGGCGUCGCGGAAGCUUUGGCAAAUCUCACAGAACGGGGUGCCGUGGAUCCAGUUGUAAAAGCCACGGUCAAACUGUCAGAAUCUGGAUUUGUAUCCGUUACAGAGGCUGUAGCAGUAGGUGGGAUUAAGGAGGAAACCCUAGCAGGCAAAAUCAAAGGAUUGUUUAGCGGUGGUAGCUCCUCUGAGAUUGAGCCCGAGGAAACGACGACCGAUCCCCUGCGUGCACAAGAUACAUCUUCGACGUCCGAGUCGUCCGCAUCAGCGUCAUCUUCCUCAUCAUCGGCAGCCUCUUCAUCAUCUCCAACAGCUGAGAAAAAACCUACCGCCAAGGAGCUCAGCACCAUUCCAUUGGGUAUCAACGUCCGAUUCCCUUCAAUACCACCCAUGUCAGUCGAAGAGAAGAAGGCGAGCAGAAGCAGGUUACGAGCAAUGGACGUGGAGGAAGCAGCAAAGAACCGGAAGGAGGAGGCGAGGAACACCCUUGAAGGAUAUCUGUACCGUCUAAGAGAUUUGCUCGACGAAGAGAACAGAGAUACACCAUUCAAGCAGUGCUCCCAGCCGUCAGAGAGGGCCGCACUUGAGGAGAAGAUGGAAGAAACGUUCGCGUGGUUGCAUGACAGGGGAGAUAUUGCGGAGACUUCGCAGCUCCUGGAUAAGAGGACUUCACUCGAGGUUCUGGAGCGACCGAUUAUACACCGAUAUCAGGAGAUAGAACAGUUCCCCCAGGCGCUGAACAAUAGCCAGAUGUGGAACUGGAACACCAGACUGUUCUUGACCGAGGCCAAACGGAACCUUACUGCUGAAGAAGAGGCUGAUUUACCGUCGAAGUGGACUAGAGAGGAACUCGAGGCGCUAGAAAAGACACUGAAGGAGCAUGAGUCGUGGUUGAAUAUCUGGGUGGAGAAGCAGAAAAAGGUCAAACCCAAUGAAGACCCCGUCAUCGAGACGACAGAGAUGAAAGCCCGCGCUAAGGUUCUUGAACAACACCUGCAGAAGUUGUAUAGAAGAAAGGUUCCGAAACCGAAGAAGACGAGUACCACGGCUUCGGCUACUGCGAGCAGCGAAUCUGCACCAACUUCUAGCCCCAGUUCUUCAGAGCCAGAGCAGUCGAUACCCCAGCAAGAAAUUCCUGAGGAUCAGAUUCCAAUACAACCGCAUGAUGGGCACGACGAGUUGUAAUCGUGGGUUGUGCUCUGCUUGGGAUAAAAUAAUGAUAAACCGGUACAUUCGUAUCUUAGAGCUCCUCCGAACCCAUCUCGGAGAUGAUCCAUGAUCCAUCUUGAUUCAGGCCGAGCACCGUCGGACCUCGUCGCACUCGCGAAUCUCGAUAACUGUAGCGCAAACAUCUUAUAUCGUCUAAGUCAGUUGUUGCGCAAUGAUCUGUGAGAAUUUACAUGCGAGAGUGUUUGAUACCAUUCAGAACAACAAUUGAAG
This is a messenger RNA of Marasmius oreades (fairy-ring Marasmius), 3022 nucleotides long. RefSeq lists its product as uncharacterized. The record is from RefSeq and is a predicted model, not a curated record. Gene Ontology annotation, molecular function: ATP binding; ATP-dependent protein folding chaperone. The coding region runs from base 110 to 2767 and encodes 885 amino acids. Gene Ontology annotation, biological process: cellular response to hypoxia; endoplasmic reticulum unfolded protein response; negative regulation of hypoxia-induced intrinsic apoptotic signaling pathway. Gene Ontology annotation, cellular component: endoplasmic reticulum chaperone complex. The transcript is spliced from 10 exons. NCBI's taxonomy places the organism in Eukaryota, Fungi, Basidiomycota, Agaricomycetes, Agaricales, Marasmiaceae.